AUGAGGUUGCUGCCGGACAAGACCACGGGUGCCGUCUCGACGGUUGAUGAAGACGCACCGCGCAAAGGUUCAAAGGGGACUGCAUCAGCCGGAGGAAGAUCGGCCAAGGCCAUCCCCGGCUUGGCCUACCUCUUCGAUGAUGAGAAGAAGGGUGGGAAGGAGGGCGAGGGCGGCGAUGAGGGGAAGGGAGGGGCAAGGAGGCGGAGGAAGGGACCUGCCAAGGAGAGGAAGAAGGCGCGCAGAAUCAAUUACGAGCUCCUGUCCCAGCCCGAGGGACUCCCCGCCCUCUACGAUCGGCUAAAGAGCGGCUUCAAGAUCGAUGAGAGCCUUCCCCUGAUUGAUCAGAUGGAACAAUUGAUUACGCCCUACCGCGAGUGGGCCAAGGAUCUCAUGCCCAACUAUACAUUCGAUGACUUCAUCGAGCGCACCGAGAAACUCAGCGGCACCUACGUAAUCAGGGGCAUGCUGGAGAGCCUACAACGCGGCGAGGGUGUGCCGCAGGUGGACGUAAUCCUCAACAAGAGGCGAGCCCAGAUCGACGACGCCGUCGACGACUACGAUGACGAGGUCGCCGCCGCCGACGCCGCGGCUGGAGGAGCCGACGCUGCUCUCCGGCCCGACGUCGAUUACCGCCCCGAGCGCGAAGAGAUCAACCCCUUCCUCGCCGAUGACGACGAUGAGGACAGGACAGCCACCCCUGUUGUGCGCGCCGCAGCCAAGUCCGCUGCCGUCGAUGACGACUUCAAUCUGGAGGAGCUGCUGGCGAGGGACGCGGCCAAGCAGGUGCGCGACGACGACGAAAACGAUGAAGAGGAGGUGCAGCGACGCCGGCAGAAGCGGGAGGAGUACGAGCGGUGGAAGCGGGAAGAGAAGGAGCGGGAGGAGGAGCGCGUGAGGAAGCUCAAGGAGGAGCGGGAGCGGGAGAGGGAGAGGAAGCGCGAGGAAGCCCUGGCCAAGAAGAAGGCCGCCCAAAAGAAGAAGAGCGAGAAGAACAAGAAGAGGCGGCGCGACGCGUCGACAGACGAGAGCAAGAGCGAAAGCGAGAACUACAAAAAGAGCGAAAGUGAAAGCGAAGAGGAGGAGCGACGGGAGAAGGCGAAGAAGGAGCGGGCCAAGAACGCGAAGAAGAAGGAGCGGGUGACUAGGAAGGAGGCCAAGCGAAGGAACAAGCAACGUAAGGCCCGCGAUGACGAUGACGAUGACGACGAUAGCAACAGCGACAGCGACAGCGACAGCGACGCGAAGCAGAAGACGAAGCGAAACAAGAGCAAGAAGAACAAGUCGAAGAAGGAAAGCGACAGCGGUAGCGAAGACGAAGAGAAGGAGAAAGAAGAGGAAAAGGAGAAGGAAAUGAAGAAGAAGGAGGCGCAGCAGCCGGUGGUGAGGCGAGUGGCCAGGAGGCGGGGCAGGCCCAUCGCCGCCGCGGCGCCCCAGGCGGCUGAGCCGUCGAUGGCCACCGGCAAGCGCAAGUCCACUGAAGAAGGCGAAGGAGCGGCCGCUGCGGUCGAGGAGCCUCGGAACAAAAAGAGGCGCGUCGAACAAGAAGAAGAAGAAGUAGAAGGCGACAAGAACGAGAACGUCGCCGCCGCCAAGCCCUCUACGUCGCCGAUGGAAGAGGAGGAUCCCGACAACGUGCCCCUGGGCGUGCUGCUUGGCCUCUAA
Molecule: messenger RNA, 1662 nt
Organism: Acanthamoeba castellanii str. Neff
Lineage: Eukaryota; Discosea; Longamoebia; Acanthamoebidae
Product: replication fork protection component swi3 protein
Exons: 5
Coding region: 1-1662 (553 amino acids)
Biological process (GO): DNA damage response; replication fork processing
Cellular component (GO): nucleus
Source: RefSeq, a predicted model, not a curated record